Molecule: messenger RNA, 2339 nt
Organism: Capra hircus (goat)
Lineage: Eukaryota; Metazoa; Chordata; Mammalia; Artiodactyla; Bovidae
Gene: EMB
Product: embigin
Exons: 11
Coding region: 202-1410 (402 amino acids)
Biological process (GO): axon guidance; homophilic cell-cell adhesion; dendrite self-avoidance
Cellular component (GO): axon; plasma membrane
Molecular function (GO): cell-cell adhesion mediator activity
Source: RefSeq, a predicted model, not a curated record
CGGUGUUCUGGGUCGGCUGCGGGCGCGGUGCGAGUGUCUCGGCGUAGGAGGGCAGGGCGGCCGGCCCCUCCCACUCCGCCUUUUCUCGAGUGUCCAUACCCGGGCCUGACAGCGGGCGCCGGGCUGCGGGCGAGUGUGCGCGGCGACCCGGGGCACCGAAGGCGGUGGGUGUACGAGGACCGCGGCUGACCUGUUGGCGUCAUGCGCGCCCUCCAGGGUCUGCGGGGGCCUCGGGCGCCGUCCCUGCCGCUGCUCCUCCUGUGCUUCCUCGCCGCGGUGCGCCGGAGCUUGGAGGACGGCCUCUCCACAGCUGCACCUUUUACAAGUCUACCUGUCCAGGAAGAAAUGACGACAAAGUACUCUAAUCUUUCUUUGGAGAGUCAUAACCUAUCAGUGACUGCUGCACCUAUUACAAGUCUACCUGUCCAGGAAGAAAUGAGGACAAAGGCUGCACCUAUUACAAGUCUGCCUGUCCGGGAAGAAAUGACGACAAAAUACUCUAACCUUACCUUGGAGAGUCAUAGCAUAUCAAUGACUGCUAUGCCUAUGAAAGAAAAUAAUAAAGGGAACCAAAUCUGUGUUGACAGAGGAAUAAUGCUUCAAAGGAAUGUUACAUUAGAACGCCCCAAUAUGCCAGCAGAAAAAAAUAUCACUUUAGAAAGACCUUCUAAUGUAGAACUCACAUGCCAAUUCACACCAUCUGGAAAUUUGAAUUCAGUAAAUGUGACUUGGAAAAAAGGUGAUAAACUACUUGAGGAUAAUUAUCUCGUCAAUGCAACGGGAAGUAUCCUGUAUACCCAAUAUAGGGUCGCUGUCAUUAACAGCAAACAGAUGGGAAGCUAUUCUUGUUUCUUUGGAGAGAAAAAGCAACAAAGGGGCACAUUUAAUUUGAAAGUUCCUGAAAUUAAUGGAAAAAACAAACCACUGAUCACUUACGUGGGGGAUUCAGUUGUCUUGAUAUGUAAAUGUCAAGAUUGUCUUCCUUUAAAUUGGACCUGGUACACUGGCAAUGGGAGUGUACAGGUUCCUAUUGGUGUUCCAGUGAAUGAUAAGUAUGUGAUCAGUGGAAAACAUGCUAAUGAAACAAAGCUGAAGAUAACGCAACUUUCAGAGGACGAUCAGGGAACCUACUGGUGCCAUGCAAUAUUCGAGUUAGGGGAGAGUGAAGGACACGUUGAACUCGUCGUGCUCAGCUAUUUGGUACCCCUUAAAGCAUUUUGUGCAAUAGCUGCCGAGGUUGUUCUCUUAGUGGCUAUUAUUCUGCUUUUUGAAAAGUAUACUCAAAAGAAAAAGAAGCCCUCAGAUGAUGGGAAAGAAAUUGAACAAGGUGAACAGCUGAAAUUGGAUGAUAGCAAUGGUAUAGAAAAUAGUGGCCCUAGGCACAGAAAAAAUGAAUCCGUGGGCCAGUGAGUGACAAACAUCAUGUCAGGAGUCACAGGAAGACGUACAGAGAGUUUGCAUUUCAGCUUUAUUUCUGCUUCUUGUUAAGAACGUGUGACUUUUUUUACUUUUAAAAGGAUGAAAAGUUUAUGUAAAAUGCUCAGUAGUAGCUUUGUAAAUAAUAUAUGCAAUUUCAGAUCUACAGAUAUAGUUUCAUUCUAUAUUUUACACUAAAGCAAGGUAAAUUACAUUAAGUUUGUGCUAUGAGCUAUAACCCAGGAUAAUUAAUUUCAUUCCAGUCCUUAAGGGACACGCAGAACGACACCAGCAAAACCAAAUAGUACACAGAGUGAAUGUCACUCAAGACCUGUUUAUUACCAAAGAAUUCAUUAAAUACAAAGCUUUGCCAUUUGUCUUAAAAAGGUUUUUUCCCCAAUCAUGUUUACUAGGUGAAGUGUUUGUAAUAAUUCCCUGUAAAGUUCAUUCUUCAGUCAUAUUGAAAAGAAGUGUCAUCAAGGGGAAAUUAGCACUUUCUACCUCUGUUAAUGAUGGUUACUGUGCAGUUACCACAAGGAAAACAUACUUUUCCUAUGAAAACAUUGGUUGAAGGCAAAGAAAUAAAACCAUACACUUGCCCAUCUCCAUCUCCACCAAAGCAAAUUUCUCAGUCUCAUUCCACUCAUCUCCACUGUUCUCCCACAUUAAGCUAAAGUGAUUCUUAGACUUCCUAGAGAGCAUUUUUUAUUUUAAGCUGUGGGUUUUGGAUUUCUUAAGUUACAGCUGUUGUUGAUGUUGUAGGAUUAAGGUUCACAUAGACAUGAUGUCUCACUGCUGUAGGCAUGCUUCUGUGUUUCACGGUGGUAUCCAUGGCUGGCUAAAUAUCUCAAAAAGCAUCAUUAGUGGUUCAUAAUACUAAGGCCUUUGUCUGAAAUCAAGAAAUAUUAAAGUUGUUCUAUGUU